Messenger RNA from Pseudocercospora fijiensis CIRAD86, 823 nucleotides. RefSeq lists its product as uncharacterized. The transcript has 2 exons. Gene Ontology annotation, biological process: mitochondrial electron transport, NADH to ubiquinone; mitochondrial respiratory chain complex I assembly. Lineage: Eukaryota; Fungi; Ascomycota; Dothideomycetes; Mycosphaerellales; Mycosphaerellaceae. Gene Ontology annotation, cellular component: membrane. Bases 4 to 687 code for a protein of 227 amino acids. Gene Ontology annotation, molecular function: 4 iron, 4 sulfur cluster binding; NADH dehydrogenase activity. The record is from RefSeq and is a predicted model, not a curated record.
ACAAUGUCGGCACCAAGGACGUUAAUCGCGCUGGCGCGCUCGCGGCCUGCUGCCACUUCUCGCAUUGCCGCCGCUGUCACACGGUCUGCUUUCUCGACCGGCGCGGUAAGGUCGAAACCAGCGCUCGGAGGACAAGCAGAAGGACCACCACCAGAUGGCUUCCGGAUACCGCCACCGAAAAGAUGGAACGAGCAGAAGGAAAGCGUUUGGGACCAGGCUGGAAAGUACUUCCUUCUCACAGAGAUGAUGCGAGGAAUGUACGUUCUGCUUGAGCAGUUCUUCCGACCACCAUACACAAUCUACUAUCCAUUCGAGAAGGGCCCGAUCUCACCCCGAUUCCGUGGCGAACACGCGCUCAGACGCUACCCCACCGGCGAAGAACGAUGCAUUGCCUGCAAAUUAUGCGAGGCUAUCUGCCCAGCACAGGCAAUCACAAUUGAGGCAGAGGAGCGAGAAGAUGGCAGCAGAAGAACGACGCGCUACGACAUUGACAUGACCAAAUGCAUCUACUGCGGCUACUGCCAGGAGUCUUGCCCUGUGGACGCUAUCGUGGAGAGCCCGAAUGCAGAGUACGCAACUGAGACUCGAGAAGAACUUUUAUACAACAAGGAGAAGCUGUUGCAUAACGGUGACAAGUGGGAGCCAGAGCUGGCUGCAGUGGCAAGAGCAGAUGCUCCAUACAGAUAGUAUAGGAAAGCGGAUGUAUUUUGCGAAGGAGGAGCAGAGGCCGCAAAGGCUUCAUUGCGACACAUCACGCAGCAGGUUUCAAUGCUUAGUAGAGGGCCACACUACUGUACAUAUCUAUAAAAGAUGCAUCAUGUCC